Entamoeba histolytica HM-1:IMSS is the source of this 3102-nucleotide messenger RNA. Its product is annotated as DNA repair helicase, putative. The transcript has a single exon. The record is from RefSeq and is a predicted model, not a curated record. Bases 1 to 3102 code for a protein of 1033 amino acids. Gene Ontology annotation, molecular function: ATP binding; hydrolase activity, acting on acid anhydrides, in phosphorus-containing anhydrides; DNA binding. NCBI's taxonomy places the organism in Eukaryota, Evosea, Mastigamoebida, Endamoebidae. Gene Ontology annotation, biological process: double-strand break repair involved in meiotic recombination; nucleotide-excision repair. Gene Ontology annotation, cellular component: nucleus.
AUGAAUAAUGAUAAUGAUGACACAAAAAAACCAAUCAAUGAAGAAGAUAUAUUUAAUACAAUUACCUCAUCAUACCAACCCGCUUUAACAAGUACUAAAGUUGAUCCAAGAAAAAGUCUUGACACUUUUGCUGAUGAAAAACAAGCAACUCAGUUACCUUUGAUUAAAGAGUUAAACGAAGUACUUCAUACUAUCACCAGUAAAAGUGUUGAACAUCUUGUUUAUGAUAAAACAUUACCAUCAUUGGCACAAAGUUUUCCAUAUCAACCAUAUCAGCCUCAAAUAGAAAUGAUGAAUUCAAUCCAACAAGCAGUAAAAGAAGGAAAACAUUUAUUAAUGGAAAGUCCAACAGGAACAGGAAAAACAUUAGUAUUAUUGCAUUCAACAUUAACUUUUCCAGAUAUGAGAGUUGUUUAUGCUUCAAGAACCCAUAAUCAAUUAGCUCAAGUUGUGAAUGAAACAAAGAAAAUUGGAAAUAUAAAAGGAAUAGUAUUAGCUUCUAGAGACUUGUACUGUAUUUAUAAUCCAAUUAAAACAUGUGAUGAUAAGAAUUAUUGGUGCACAGCAAAACCGAAUCUAUUAUUAAAAUUAAAACAUAUUAACCCAUGUCCUUAUAGGCCAUUUGGAGAUGAUGGAAAAAUAUUACCUCAUGUUGUUAUGGCAUGUCAAGCAGUUUAUAAAGAAUUAAAUGGAAUUAUUAUACCACAAGAAGAACUUGUCAAAGUAUGUCAGAAGCAUAACUUAUGCCCUUAUUAUUAUGCAAGAUGGGCAACAGUAAGAAGUAAGCUAAUAUUAUGUCCAUAUAAUUUUGUUACUAGUGUUAGUAUUCGUCAUUCAUCUGAUAUUUUUCUUAUUGAUCAGAAUAGUGCUCAUCAACGUGAGUUUGUUUUAGUUAUGGAUGAAGCACAUAAUGUAGAAGAUGCAUUUAUGGAUUCAUUAACAUUUAACUUUACUGAAUCGUUAUUAAAUCAAACUAUUGAAACAAUUCAAUUUCAUAAAAAGAGAAUCAAACAAACUCCAGAAAAUCUUCUUACAAUUUCUCUUCUCACAGAACUUAUUUCCACCGUAGAAAGUUUUUCUAUUUGGAUGAAAAAUAGAUCGUUGCCAUAUAAAGAUUCAGAACAUUAUCUGUAUGGGGUAUUUGAAGACCAAGCAUUUUUACCUUUUGUUGAACGAUCACCAUCUUCAUCAAGACUACUAGAAGCAAUUUCUGAGUAUAUCAAAGUAGUAGAUAACUUAGAUGAUUUAGAUAUUUUUACACGAGAGCCUCAUGUAAUAAGAUAUAUUAAUUCUUUUACUACUCAAUACAUAGAAAUGAUUCUUUUUUAUAUCCAAGUAUUUAGAACACCUACAUUGACUAAAUUCUUUAAAAUUGUUAUAACUGACUAUAAUGGUUUAAGAGAAAUGUUGUUUAGAUGUCUUUCUCCAUCUUUGCCAAUGUCAUUGUUACAAAUAGUGGUUAGAUCAGUUAUCUUUGCUUCAGGAACAUUAAGCCCAAUGAAAGCUAUGGCACAAGAAUUAGACAUAAAAGAGCAUGUAUACAAAGACUUCAUUAUUUCUCCUGGUUAUCGGAUGCUUUCAACCGAACACGUUGUACCUCCAAGUCGUGUGUUUGGAAGAAUAAUUAUUUCAAGUUCACUUGGAAAGUCAUUUAUUUUUACUAAAAAAACGAGUCAAGACAAUGAAAUGAUAGAACAAGCUGGAGAUACAAUGUUCAGAGUUUUAAGUAAAAGCCCUGGGGGUGCAUUAGUUUUUUUUUCUAGUUAUAAUAUGUUAAAUCGAAUAGUAGAAUUAUGGAAACAACAUGGAAUAUAUACACAACUAAAUAAACUUAAAGCAAUUUUUAUUGAGUCAAAAGAUAAAAGUGAAUUUAAAAAGGAUUUCAAAGAGUACCAAAUACAAUCAAAAAAAGGUGCUGUAUUUUUAGGUGUGUUUAGAGGAAAAUUAAGUGAAGGAAUUGAUUUUGGAGAUGAUAUGGCAAGGCUUGUUAUUGUUGUUGGUAUUCCUUAUCCAUCAUUAGGAGAUAUUAAUGUUAAUUUAAAGAGAGAAUAUAAUAGUCAUGAAAACCUUAAAAAUCCUGAUUGUCUUAGUGGAAGUGAAUGGUAUUCAAUUCAAGCACUAAGAGCAGUUAAUCAAGCUGUAGGUAGAGUAAUUAGACAUAUUAAUGAUUAUGGAGCAUUUUUAUUAUUUGAUAAACGAUAUUCAACAAAUUCAGUGAAAGAAAUGUUAUCUGGAUGGAUGAAAAAAUCACUUGUAGUUGCAGACAAAAACUGGGAGCAAGAUUUACAGGAUUUUUUUACUCAAUUUAGUCAAUUCCCAAUCAUUAGACAUGAACCUCAACAAGUACAAGACAUUAAAAAAGAAUCAACUAUAAAAUGUAGAAUUAAAAGUGAAGAAUUAAAUAAAGAGAAACAAAUAAUUGAAAGUAAAAAGUCAAGUGGUAAAUUUAUUCGUAUCCCUACUAGAAAAGCUUCUCUUAAUAUGAGUCAAAAAUAUUCAAUUCCUCAAUUUAGAACUACUGCCCCAACUCAAACUAAUAAUAACUCGACUAAAGAUGUGUUUGCUAGUCAAAUGAUUCUUCAAAAUAAGCCUGAUGCUGUUAUUGUCAGAACAUUUAGUAUUAAAACAAACUCAGAGUUUAAAGGAGAUACUCAUAUUGUUGAUGCUAUUCCUCCUCAACGCAUGAGUUUAGAGCCAACAGAAAGUCAACCAAAUUAUAAAAGAAUUUUAGAUAUUCCUCAAGACUUAGACCCUAUUGAUGCAAUGGUAAUGACACCUGCAUUUACUAAAAAACAAGUAAACCAAUCACAUCAAGAAAAUACUGAAGAAUUUCCUAACGAAACUCAGUUGAGAAGAAUGUCAAUAGAAACUGAGAGUCUUUUGCACUCUUUAAAUCUUAAUGAAGAAGAUAGUCAAUCUUUUGUUAAAAGAACUAACACCCCACCAUUAUGUUAUAAAAGAAGAAUGUCAGAAAUAAUUUCUGUUGAUGAAGACCAACCAAAACAAGUUAUAACAAUUACGUCCAGUGAGUCAAGUAUUCAAUUCUUUGAUCCAAAUGAUGAGCCUGAAAUUGUUGACAUUAAGAAAGAAUCUUCUGACUAA